Molecule: messenger RNA, 1050 nt
Organism: Blastocystis hominis
Lineage: Eukaryota; Bigyra; Opalinata; Blastocystidae
Exons: 4
Coding region: 1-1050 (349 amino acids)
Biological process (GO): protein export from nucleus
Cellular component (GO): nuclear pore; cytoplasm
Molecular function (GO): nuclear export signal receptor activity
Source: RefSeq, a predicted model, not a curated record
AUGGAUCAGGAGAGUUUUCAAAAAUUUGAAAAUCUGUGCAACGCUGUUUUCGGCAAUGUUGGAAAUGGUAGUACUCCCGAAGCUCGAUCAAUGCUUGAAUCAAUCUGCUUGAGUCCUGAUUUCGUGGAAAAGUCUGAGUUGGGACUUUGGUUCGUUCUGACUAAUAGAACCAUUUUCGAGAACUCGAAAAACAUUUACGCGCUUCAUGUAACAGGCACAUCGCUGAUCAAGGUUAUGACUGAUUACUGGAAUAACUACGACAUUGAUCAAAAGUUAAGAAUCCGCGACUUUGUUCUUGAAUAUCUAAUCAAGAACGGGAUUAAUCUUCCGAAACACGUCACCACUACCCUUUGUACAUUAAUCUGCCGUAUCACAAGUCUAUCCUGGAUGAUCGACACGCGUCAGCGCGACAUUCUCGACAAGAUGCAGAAAUUCACCGAGUCUCCCGAGAACUGUGUGCUCGCCCUCAAGAUUCUCGACGAAUUAGUCAACGAAAUCAAUCCCCAAAAAAAAAGCACCGUGCAGCAGAACAAAACGGCUCUCAACUUCCGAGACACCAACCUCUUCAACAUCCUCAAGCUGGCGGUGGACAUGCUCUCCAAAUCGCUCAUCACCGACGACGCCACGAUGGGAUCCCCCGAUCUUCGCUACCAGCUCUACGACGCUUCCCUGCAGCUCUUCACGCGGUGCUGCUCGUUCGACAGCAAGGUGAGCGCGGGAGAGGAGCUCUGGGAGAUCCACCCGACGCUGAAUCUUCCGGAGAAGUGGAUGCGCGACGUGCUGCAGAACAAGACGUUCGAGCUGCUGUUUAACGUGUACAAUCAAUGCGUGGAUCCGCUCACGACGACCACGCUGGACGCGCUGCUGUGGCUGCUGUACGCGCCUCGCGCGGAUUUGUACGCGGCGGAGACGAGCGAGGACAUCUUCGGGACGAUCAUGAAGGGACUGACGGGGAUUCUGAGCAGCAAACACGGCUUGGACAACCCGGACACGAUCCACAGCUUCGUGCAGAUCGUGGAUCGUUUCAAAGUGAGGGUGGAGCUAUGGUGA